AUGUCUUAUGACUUACCCGGAAAAAUUUUUAAUUUUCUUACCACCUCACCAUUAGAUCAUAUUACUGCAUUUUCCAUCAUAUAUCAAGCUAUGAAAGAGGAUCCAUGGAUCCAACAAGAUAUUUUAAGAAAUAUAGUAACAAAUGCCGUUAAUUUGGCAAAGAAUUCAUAUUCUAAUAAUAUAAGAGCACAAAAUAGAGUUCUUGCUGUUUCUUUACAG
This is a messenger RNA of Dentiscutata heterogama, 219 nucleotides long. NCBI's taxonomy places the organism in Eukaryota, Fungi, Glomeromycota, Glomeromycetes, Diversisporales, Gigasporaceae. The record is from the annotation of a GenBank genome assembly.